Messenger RNA from Protopolystoma xenopodis, 228 nucleotides. Lineage: Eukaryota; Metazoa; Platyhelminthes; Monogenea; Polystomatidea; Polystomatidae. The record is from the annotation of a GenBank genome assembly.
AUGUCCUCGCAGCAUUUAGAGUUCCAGUUUCGUCGUGGACUUCUCAUUCAUGAGUUUGAGUUGCAUCUUCCUAUGACUCAGACCCUAAGUUCGAGCUCCUUUGGUGAUACAGAUAUGGUCCGUGGUGAGGCUUGGUGUUAUGCCGAAUUUCGCUUUGCCGCCGGUCCCAAAUGCGAGAGACUCAACUAUCUUCGAUCUACUUGUACAGUAGAUACUUGCCUAAAUUAA